Molecule: messenger RNA, 1076 nt
Organism: Dunckerocampus dactyliophorus (ringed pipefish)
Lineage: Eukaryota; Metazoa; Chordata; Actinopteri; Syngnathiformes; Syngnathidae
Gene: npm1a
Product: nucleophosmin 1a
Exons: 11
Coding region: 128-961 (277 amino acids)
Biological process (GO): positive regulation of transcription by RNA polymerase II; ribosomal large subunit biogenesis; ribosomal small subunit export from nucleus
Cellular component (GO): nucleoplasm; centrosome; cytoplasm
Molecular function (GO): histone binding; chromatin binding; RNA binding
Source: RefSeq, a predicted model, not a curated record
GAAAAGAAGAGGAGGGGCGGAGCUAGCUUCCAGUAUUGAAGUGUGCACCUUCUACAGGAACAACUUCUUUGUUGCUCCACGGCAGUCAAGCUUGUCGCUAUUUGUUUUUUUUCUUUUACUUUACAAAAUGAACGGUUUAAGCGGCGAGCAGAUGUCUCCACAGACGUUCCUUUACGGUUGCGUGCUUGAAACCGGAAAGGAGGUGCUGUUCAAUCCAGAGGAUGAUGACUUUGAGCAUCAGCUGGAUCUACGGAUGGCGUGUGCUGACCCGGCCACGAAAGAUGAGUUUCACCUGGUGGAGGUGGAAGGACAAGACUCGGAGGGUCAGAAGGUGACGGCAGCGCUGGUUUCCCUGAAGCCCUCCACUCUGCCGAGUGUGUGCCUCGGGGGUUUCACCAUCACACCGCCGGCGGUUUUCCGUCUGAAGGCCGGCUCUGGUCCGAUCCACAUCAGCGGACAGCACCUUGUCAUGAUGGAACCUGAUCAGUCCUUCGAUGAUGAUGACGACGAUGAUGAAGAGGAGGAGGAGGAAGAUGUCCCAGUGUCAAAGAAAAGACCCGCCAUGUCCCCUGUCCUCAAAUCUCAGAAAAAGAUGAAGCUGGAUGUUGAUGCAGGGGAUGAGGAUGAAGACUCGCCAGUUAAGGCCAAGAAGACGCCGUCCAAACCACCCAAGUCCGCCCAAAAUGGCAAAGGUUCCAAACCCAACACUCCGGCCCCAAAGCAGGUGAAGACCCCCAAAGGGAAGGGGGAAAAAUCACCUAAAGCUCCAGCAACCCCCAAGGAACCUUUAACGCUCCCUGAGAUCCAAACAAAGAUGACUGAGGCGAUGAAGAAGGGAGUCGCAUUGCCCAAAAACCAGCCCAAGUUUGAGAACUUUGUGAAGAACUCUUAUAAAGUCUCUGAUGCCAAGGUUAUUGAAGAGCUGUGGAAAUGGAGACAAGCUGUGGCCGACCCAAAAUAAAUAUUCCAAUUUUUAUUAGUUUUUUUUUUUUUUUUUUUUAACUUCAUGCACCCCCCACCCCCACCAUGUUCCUCACACUUGCGCUCAUUGAAAAUCAUGUUUAACGUUAUGACUA